AUGUUCCACUCUCCUAUUGUGCCUCGUGUGAGGAAGAGGAAGAGGUCGAAGUCACCAGAAGCCAGUAUUAGCAGGCAUGAAGGGGUGAAGUUUGAGGAUGUCAGAGUGCAUCUGUUGGAGAGGAAAAUGGGCAGCAGCAGGAGACGCUUUCUGACCCAUCUGGCCAGGUCGAAGGGCUUUAUCGUAGAAGACACUCUCAGUGAUGCUGUCACUCAUGUGGUGUCUGAGGAAAGCCAGGCUUCAUCUCUUUGGAAGUGGCUAAAGGGAUGCGGCCUGAAAAAUCUUCCCAUGAUGCACAUAUUGAACAUCAUCUGGUUCACUGACAGUAUGAGAGAGGGAAGACCUGUUGCCGUGGAGACCAGACACCUCAUUCAGGAUACCUUGCCCACAAUGGCAGAGGCUACUACACCCACCCCAGUGGCCACUGUUUCUCAAUACGCCUGCCAGAGACAGACCACCACAGAGAACAACAACAAGAUUUUCACAGAUGCAUUCGAAGUACUGGCAGAGAGCUAUGAAUUCAAUGAGAUGGAAGGUCCGUGCCUGGCCUUCAGGAGGGCUGCAUCUGUCCUGAAGAGUCUGCCUUGGGCGGUGCAGUGUCUGGGGGCCACAGAGGACCUGCCCUGCCUGGGGGAACACUCCAAGGCUGUCAUGGAGGAGAUCCUUCAAUAUGGCCGUUCGUUUGAAGUUGAGAAAAUACUCUCAGAUGAAAGGUAUCAAACACUGAAGCUGUUCACAAGUGUGUUUGGGGUUGGACCUAAGACAGGAGAGAAGUGGUACCGCAGAGGGCUACGCUCAUUCAGCGACAUUCUGGCAGAACCCAGCAUUCAUCUCAACCGGAUGCAACAAAGUGGUUUCCUGCAUUAUGGAGACAUCUCUAGGGCUGUCAGUAAGGCGGAGGCCCAAGCCCUGGGGAACAUUAUUGACGAAGCUGUCCAUGUGAUCACAACGGACGCCAUACUGGCACUGACAGGUGGCUUUCGCAGGGGGAAAGAGUUUGGUCAUGAUGUCGACUUUAUUGUGACCACACCAGAGCUGGGGAAGGAGGGGCAUCUACUCACCAGCCUAAUUGAUCAACUGGAACAAGAAGGCAUUCUUCUCUUCUGUGAACACCAGGCCUCCACCUUUGAUAUGUCAAAGCUUCCCAGCCACAGGUUUGAAGCCAUGGAUCACUUUGCAAAGUGCUUCCUGAUCCUGCGGCUGGAGAACAGCCAAGUGGUGGGAGGUCUGCACGAUGCCGAGGAGGGCGGCCGGAGCUGGAGGGCUGUACGAGUGGACUUGGUGUCGCCACCUAUAGACCGUUAUGCCUUUGCUCUCCUUGGCUGGACUGGCUCCAGGCAGUUUGAGAGAGACCUAAGGAGGUUUGCUCGGAUGGAGCGGCGAAUGCUUCUGGACAACCAUGCCUUGUUUGACAAGACCAAGAAAGAGUUCCUGGCAGCUACGACUGAAAAGGACAUCUUUGCCCAUCUGGGUCUCGAGUACAUCGAGCCUUGGCAGAGAAAUGCGUAGGCUUCCUCCCUGACUGGAUGAUACCCUGUGCGUACAUCAGUGUUUAUCCCAUCUGCUUGUCGGUCUGUGGCUCUCCUGCGAUUCACUUUCAAGCAGUUUUUGAUUUCCAUAGACUUUUGUGUUGUUGUUGUUGCCAAUAUUGUUGUUGUUGUUGUUGUCUGGAUUAUAUGCUGAUGUAUGAUUCAUAAUUCUGCUUAUUCACUAUUGUUUACUAGCCAAAAAAACAUUCUCUUUUGCCAUUCACUGCUUGCCCGUCUCUAAGUGUUGUAAUCACAGGCAGGACAAAAAGACAAAUCAGUCAGAGUAUGAAUCACCUAGGGUGCCUGUGAGGUGUGGCUGACAGGGAGUCUGAAAGAACCACAGCGGUAAGAGGGUGACCACUGAGAGAGAGGCAGAAGACAGGAAGCGCUGAGAAAAGUGAAGGGGAAGGGGGGCUUUUUUGUUGAGCAAAAUGUUGUAAUCACCCUCCUCCUGGCAGGAAAGUGCUCAGUGUGAAGCUGAGCCAGGUCUCUGUGGAAUUGAGAGGCGGGUAAUGAGCUUCAGAUAAAGGAGCGUUCCGUGUCGCAAUUUAGCCUCCAUUUAAGUCCGUGUCCACUGGAGAUCAUUUAGCUGGCAUUCCUCAAUCCAGAGACCCAUAGUCUCCGCUCUUCGUUCCACAAUCAAUCCCCUUUCCCAGAUGCUCGGCUCAAAUUAGAGGCAAUCAGCUGCGCCGGGAAUCACGAAGAAUUCACACGGAAGGUAAACGAGUCCAUUAACCACACGGAUAGAUCUUGGCAUUCAAAGCAGCUCCGGCUCCGGUGCAUCCAUUGCCUUAUUGCUUUGACUUUGCUUAUGUUUUAUGUAUGACAGUGGUUUAUCAAGAUCUGUGUCCUUAUUUUUCUGGACAAUGAUCCACUAAUGAAGGAACUUUAUUGAUCCCUGUGGACAAUUUGUGUGAGCCUGAUUUGCUCCUCGAGUGAUGACACAACCUGGCCUGCUGUCCACAACACAGCCCACUUCCCAUGACGCUCAGCCCCCGCUUUAUCCCAUGGUGCGUCAAUGAGAGCAGAGACAGACGAGGGCACCGCAUUCUAGUGAAUCACCCUAUUUAAAGAUCUUUAAGUAGAACAGUCCAGCACUUUGAGGACUCGACCUGGGCCUCCUCCUCUCCCACCUCCUUCUUCGCUCUCCCUCUUGCUCUCUGUAUUUUUUUCCUAUCCUGCUGUGCUGCUCUUUCAACCUCGCUGACACAAAACAAACUUUAAAGCUUCUGCUUUGCGAUAACCAGACGGAGCAACCUCCAGCACCCUGCUUUCCUGGGCUCUCUAAUGUUUUCACUUUAAAACGGGAGAAGGGUUUUUUUUUCAUCUUCAUUUCAUUCCACCAAAUCUAAGAGAUUUCUCCAGAGUAAAAUAAAAUCUGUCUGACGUCAAUAA
Molecule: messenger RNA, 2924 nt
Organism: Amphiprion ocellaris (clown anemonefish)
Lineage: Eukaryota; Metazoa; Chordata; Actinopteri; Pomacentridae
Gene: dntt
Product: deoxynucleotidyltransferase, terminal
Exons: 11
Coding region: 1-1509 (502 amino acids)
Biological process (GO): double-strand break repair via nonhomologous end joining
Cellular component (GO): nucleus
Molecular function (GO): DNA binding; DNA-directed DNA polymerase activity; DNA nucleotidylexotransferase activity
Source: RefSeq, a predicted model, not a curated record